Megachile rotundata (alfalfa leafcutting bee) is the source of this 1215-nucleotide messenger RNA. RefSeq names its product peptidyl-tRNA hydrolase 2, mitochondrial. Gene Ontology annotation, cellular component: cytosol. Gene Ontology annotation, molecular function: peptidyl-tRNA hydrolase activity. The record is from RefSeq and is a predicted model, not a curated record. NCBI's taxonomy places the organism in Eukaryota, Metazoa, Arthropoda, Insecta, Hymenoptera, Megachilidae.
UAUAGGGUAGAGUUCAACUAAACCUUUGGCGUUUCCACCGUACAAGCGCUGACCCCAACCCGACUCUGACCCGAUUUGGACCCUCGAUGGAAACGUAGUCAACGUAAGACUGAUGUAUUAAAGGUGGAAUGAGCCAGCUAGGCCAAAACGCCAUCUUCUACGGAAAUAGAAGUCAAUGAAGCAUCAUACUCGUAUGCGUCGCUUUCUAUUUCGCUAUUGGAACAACUAAGGGAACGUCUCAAUGCACACUUGCAAAAUCUAGUCUUAUACAUAUAUCUAGAAUUACGAGUGAUUCAAAAGUAGCAGAUCGCGCCAUCUCUAGCGGGUAGAGCGUAAUGGUAAACCAAAUCAGAGCUAAUAUCUGCAGAAAUAUAUGAUCUUCCCAUACGUAUGAGUAUGAGCAAUAACUAUAAAACUAUAUCUGUAGUCAAUGGUGUGCGUAAAUAUGUUUGAAUAAUUUUUAGUAGAAAAUAAUUUAGAAUUCAUAUAAUUUACACUAAGAACUUCAUGUUCAACUAUCGGACCUCUUAUAAAAUUGGUAUAAGUAUAAAUAUCAAAACUUGAAUUAAAAUCACUAAAUUCGAAUGAGUUUUAGUAAAAUGAAUAUUUCUCAAAUAUUACUUGAAAGUAUUACGGAUGCAAAAGUUGGAUUUGCCAUUGCAACAGUAAUAGGAUAUUGUUUAUAUAAAAUAAUGACAGUAAAAAAUAGAAGAAAAUUGCAGGUUUCUAAGGAUUCAGAUGAGUCUUCAAAUAACAUAAUGUAUACAGAUGAAUAUGAUAAUUAUAAGCUCAUAUUGGUAAUUAGAACUGACUUAAAAAUGGGAAAAGGAAAAGUAGCAGCACAAUGUGCUCAUGCUGCUGUUGCAGCUUAUAAAUCAGUCAGAAAACAUCCAAAAAUUUUACAAGCUUGGGAAGAAUGUGGGCAAGCAAAAAUUACUGUAAAGGUGGAUAGUGAAGAUGCAUUAAAAGAAAUAGUAAAACAUGCUAGAGCUGUAGGACUUCUAGCAAAUAUAAUACAUGAUGCUGGUCGUACACAAAUAGAGCCUGGAAGCAAAACAGUAUGUGCAAUUGGUCCAGGUCCAGCGCCAUUGAUUGAUCAAGUAACUGGACACUUGAAAUUGUUUUAGUAACAUAUUAAUGAAGAUUACAUAAUUUUCUUAAAUUUAUUGAUUUUAUUACUAUAAGUAGAAUUUUUAUUUAUGUAAUAAAAAAGAA